Messenger RNA from Hevea brasiliensis (rubber tree), 1717 nucleotides. RefSeq names its product protein RICE SALT SENSITIVE 3. Lineage: Eukaryota; Viridiplantae; Streptophyta; Magnoliopsida; Malpighiales; Euphorbiaceae. The transcript has 7 exons. The coding region runs from base 362 to 1558 and encodes 398 amino acids. The record is from RefSeq and is a predicted model, not a curated record.
AAGGUCCAUUUACCUUCGUGGUUGAUAAAGAAAAUUCAUUACAGAAAGUAACAUAUAAGCAUAUAUAAAUAUAUAGGAUGAUGACGAGGCAACUGGGUUAGAAUUAUAAUAAUAUAAAGAAAGAUAGGAGCGGUUGCAGUGUGAAUUGUGAUUUAAAGGCGUCAAGAGAAAUAGAAACAGAGUUCUUUUAGAAAAGAAAACAAAGAAGGAAAACUUCUGAAGGGGUUUCUUAGGAUAAUUGUCAAGUGCGAAGUAUAAGUUUUAAGGGCUAAAUUUAGAUGCAAAGGAAAGAAUAUACAGAUAAUUUAUACAUACAUAUAGACAGACCCAAAGGAAGACUUUUGGAGAGAGAGAGAGAGAGAUGGUGGGCUCAGGAGGAGCAGAUAGGAGCAAAGAAGCUGUUGGGAUGAUGGCCCUUCAUGAGGCCCUUAGAAGCGUCUGUCUCAACUCAGACUGGACUUACUCUGUCUUCUGGACUAUCCGUCCUCGCCCAAGAGUCAGAGGUGGUAAUGGUUGCAAGGUUGGAGACGAUAAUGGGAGCUUGAUGUUAAUGUGGGAAGAUGGUUUUUGCUGGGGAAGAGGAGGAGAUGGUCUGGAAGAGAUUGAUGGAGAAGAUCCUGUCAGGAAAGCUUUCAGCAAAAUGUCUAUCCAGUUAUAUAAUUAUGGAGAAGGGUUAAUGGGAAAAGUUGCUUCAGAUAAGUGUCAUAAAUGGGUUUUCAAAGAACCUUCUGAAUGUGAACCUAACAUCUCCAACUACUGGCAGAGUUCUUUUGAUGCUCUUCCUCCAGAAUGGACUGAUCAGUUUGAGUCUGGCAUUCAGACCAUUGCUGUCAUUCAAGCUGGCCAUGGACUUCUACAACUGGGUUCUUGCAAGAUUAUACCUGAAGACCUUCAUUUUGUGCUAAGAAUGAGGCAUACCUUUGAAUCUUUAGGUUACCAAUCUGGUUUCUACCUUUCCCAGCUCUUUUCCUCAACCCAAAAUACUUCUGCAUCUUCAAUUCCUUCUAAGCAAUCUGUCAUUCCAACCUGCCUACCUCCACCUCUCUUCAACAGGGGUCAAAUGCCACUCCCAUCUGCAGCUUCUAUGCUUUCUUCGCCAAAUUUUCAAAACCCAGCAGCUAGACUUGGAUUUCCACAAGCCAAAGAUGAGCCCCAUAUGUUCAUCCUUCCUCAUUCAGCAGAAACCCGAAUGGAAGAAAUGAUAGGAGAGCCUGAAAAUGACAUUAAAUGGCCUAAUGGGUUGUCUCUCUUCAAUGCUUUAACCGGAAGAACUAAUGAUGCCAAGCUUUUGUUUAACCCUGAGGGCUUGGGGAACAAAGCAGACCAAAACCACCAUAGUGCAAGCAGUGCAAAUCCCAACGAGUUCUUGAGCUUGGACAGCCAUCCAGAUAGUGCACGAAAAAUGGAAAACAAGUUCGAAAGGAGCUUUACUUUGCCUGCAAGAAUGGCCACAUUGUCUUCUUCCACUUCAAUUGAUCACCAUCAGCAACAACCUGCUGAGUACAGGAAUUCCGAAGCAGGGAUGUAUACGGAUGUCAUGGAGACUUUCUUGGAGUGAAAUCUACAGAAGGCCUGUAUUAGAGCGAGAAAGGGUGAGGAAGUUGUAUCUAGGAAAAAGCUUUUGUGAACUUUUGCUACUGGGAUUCUUGUGUUUGUUUUCAUGUUCUUCAAGUACAUUGUGUUCCUUUUAUCAGUUUAGUACUGAACUUUUUGAUCA